UAUAAUUUAUAUUCAUAUAUAAAUAAAAUACAAUGUUUCAAACAAAAUAACAAAUACUCAUAUUUAUGUACAACAUUUAAAGUCAACACCUAAACUUUAUACUUAAGUUCAGCAAAUAAUAUCAACAUUUAACUUUUAAAUUCAUGAAAUUAAUCACAAUUAAUUUUUUAUUAAUUAAUUUCACUAAAACUUCAUUUGGUAUAUAGGUUCGAUUAUACCGGUGCUCUUCCACGUUGAUUUUAUGGAAGGGUUUAAUUUCUGGUUUUGAUUAAUUCUAAAUUUUCUUUCCUUUUUCUUUUUGUUCAAAAUUUUUAAAAAAAUGGAUAUAAGUGGGGAAAAAUCAAAAUUUUAAGUGAUUUGUGCCAACUUAGCGGUAAUGUGGCGCGUUAAUCAUUAGUCAACGCGUUUGACAGUCCAAUAUAACAGUCAAAUUUCGGGUUUGGCCAAUUUCAUAACUUUGAUGCAUAGUUUAGCCCACGAAAUUAUAGAUAAAAAAAUUAAUCAGAAUGUUUAAUAUGUGAAAGUUCGGCACAUACAAAUAUAUUAAUCCAAAUAGUAAUCUAAAAAGUAAUUAAUUUACCUCUCGCCACUGAAAUCGAGUAUGGGAGACCAAGACUCUCCAUGAAAGUGGCAAGCCCCAAAGUUUGUGGCCUAUGUAAUUGUAAGUUGAUAGUCAAAUGUUAUGAGAUGAGAAAAUUCUUAUCGUGUAACUUCCUUGCGAUAAAACAUUUAAAAUACGAUUAAUUGUGAUAACAGAAAGAAAAUAAACUAAUAAAGUUUGGGUUUCAAUGUUCUUCCAACAAGAAAACAAUGGGUUAAAGACACAUUUGGUCACUAAGAUUACUAAAUCGGGACAUAUUUAGUCACUAGAAAAGGUUAAUAUCAAAUUUGGUCACUAUAAUUACUAAAACAUGACACAUUUCGUCACUCGCCGUUAGUUGUCGUCCAACUCCGUUAACAGAGUCUGUUAUGUGCUGACGUGGCUAACGUGAGCGCCUAGUCAGCGCUUUUUUGGCCAGGAAAUGGUCAAACCCGACCCGACCCGCCACGUCAGACAUCCAACACAAACCAUUAACCCAACCCGACCUAGAAAUAAACCCUAACCCACUUAAAAAAACAAAUCAGUUUCCAUUUGCAGACCCAAAAACCCUUCUCCUUCCUCUGUCAUCCAAUCCCCACUCCACGACCACCCCCGCCAUGUCAGCCCAACCGCCGCCGUCGGCAAUCAUAAGUGCUUAACCCAUCUAAGAGAAUCACAAAUGUAAAGAAAAUCUCCUUUUCUCCAACCAAGCUCAUCCCUCUCUCUUUCUCCACUCUCUCCACAGUCUAACAAGUCACAACCACCAUUUCCCUCCUUCUUUCACAACUUCAAUUCGGUUCCAUGGCCUGCAAUUCCAACCACUGCGGCGGCUGCGCAAGAAAACAGAGUGACUAAUGGAAGGCAACAGUAGUAACAGUGCAGUAGGCAGAGCACUAAUGUACAACAAUGCUUCAUCAUCCGAGAGCCAGCAGAACCAUCUUUUCCGACAACAAUAAUCUCCAUUGGCUUCCCCAAACGGUAAUUUCAGCAAUUCCAAUGGCGGCCACCAGAUCCCCAGAUCUGAUUAUCACCACCACCAUAUAAAUCCUUACCCAACAACCUUCGUCCAGGCAAAUACCUCAACUUUCAAGCAAGUCGUCCAAAUUCUCACCGGAUCCGCCGACACAGCCAAACAAGCCUCCUCCCCAAGAUCCUCUGCCACCGCCGCCAGCGAUGAGGGGCAGCACCCAUUUCCCCAUUCCUCCCAUCAGAAGCAUACCUAACAAGAAACAACAGCAGCAGCAACUCUACGAGAGGAGGAGCAACAACUUCAAGCACCGUAGCCUCAUGAUCAACACUCUGCUUCUGGGCGCCGGACGUUUCGGCUUCCAUUCCAAUCUCAUCUCGUCUUCUUCCCCUUCCUCCGCCUUCGUUGCGGAGAUCUUGUCGUCGAGCUUGCUGGAUUUCCCCAAGCUUACGCUAAGCCAGUGACUCCGUUGAAUCAAGACACAUUCUUCCACAAUAACGGCGCCCUGUCACCCUGCCCCUCAUCGGCGGGGAACUGCAGCAGUAACAGCAGCUCAUCCUCGCCGUUGGAGGAGGAAGACCGGGCGAUUGCGGGAAAGGGAUUCUUUCUGCAUCUCUCUCCGGUGUCGACCCCGAGAGAAUCCGAGCCUCAGCUGCUGAAUCUAUUCCCUCUGACGUUGCCGAGGGCAGAGGAAUCGCAGCCCUGAAAAAUUUCUUUACAUCUGUGAUUCUGUUGGACGGCGGGGGUGGUCGUGGAGGUGGGAUUGGAUGACAGAGGAAGGAGAAGGAAACUGAUCAGUUUUGUUCUUUAAGUGGGUUAGGGUUUAUUUUUGGGUCGGGUUAAUGAUUUGGGUUGGAUGUCUGACGUGGCGGGUUUAGUGACGUGGCGGGUCCGGUUUGACCGUAUCCAGCCGAAAACGACGCUGACUAGGCGCUCAAGUUAGCCACGUCAGCACAUAACGGACUCUGUUAACGGAAUUGGACGGCAACUAACGGCGAGUGACUAAAUGUGUCCCGUUUUAGUAAUUACAGUGAUCAAAUUUGAUAUUAACAUUUUCUAGUGACUAAACAUAUCCUGAUUUAGUAAUCUCAGUGACCAAAUGUGUCUUUAACCCAGAAAACAAUAAUCAAAUUUCUAAUUUGUCACGAUGAGAUAAUGAAUUUAUUAUGAACAGUGGCGGACCUAAGGCAUUGCAGGGUGUGUCGUCCGACACACCCUCGCUCGAGAAUUUUACGAAGGACCUACAUAUUUUUGGUACAUAAUUUUUUACUUCAGGAUAGCCGACACACCCUCAAUAAUUAUAGCCGACACACCUUCAUUAUACUCGAAGAAAUUAUUAUUCAAAUG
Linum trigynum is the source of this 2894-nucleotide messenger RNA. Lineage: Eukaryota; Viridiplantae; Streptophyta; Magnoliopsida; Malpighiales; Linaceae. The record is from the annotation of a GenBank genome assembly.